Messenger RNA from Paramuricea clavata, 456 nucleotides. The record is from the annotation of a GenBank genome assembly. NCBI's taxonomy places the organism in Eukaryota, Metazoa, Cnidaria, Anthozoa, Malacalcyonacea, Plexauridae.
GUUUCUCACUCUGAGGACAAGGUUCCUCACUCUGAGGACAAGGUUCCUCACUCGGAGGACAAAGUUCCUCACUCUGAGGACAAGGUUCGUCACUCUGAGAACAAGGUUCCUCACUCUGAGAACAAGGUUCCUCACUUUGAGGAGAAGAUUCCUCACUCUGAGGACAAGGUUCCUCACUUUGAGGACAAGGUUCCUCACUCUGAGAACAAGGUUCCUCACUCUGAGGACAAGGUUUCUCACUCUGAAGGCAGGUUCCUCACUCUGAGCACAAGGUUCCUCACACUGAGGACAAGGUUCUUCACUCUGAGGACAUGGUUCCUCACUCUGAGGACAAGGUUCCGCAAUGUGAGGACAAGGUUCCUCACACUGAGGACAAGGUUCCUCACUCUGAGAACAAGGUUCCUCACCCUGAGGACAAGGUUCCUCACACUGACGACAAGGUUCCUCACUCUGUGA